This is a messenger RNA of Nematocida major, 654 nucleotides long. RefSeq lists its product as uncharacterized. The transcript has a single exon. The record is from RefSeq and is a predicted model, not a curated record. The coding region runs from base 1 to 654 and encodes 217 amino acids. Lineage: Eukaryota; Fungi; Microsporidia.
AUGGACAUAGCUGAAGCAGUUAGGCGCAUAGAACUUGCAGAGGAGUUUUCGUUUGACGAGGCAGCGCUCUCCGUUGUGGGGCAGGCAGCCAUCGCCACCGAGGAAGACGGCCGAAGGCUGGCGCGCGCGCUGUUCAACAACUACUGGGGGCUGCCCAAGAAAAAGAACCACGAGCAGUGGGCGGAGUUCGUGAUGGAAAAGAUACAGAGCCGGCCGGACAGAGAGGCCGCCUGCAUGCACCUUCUGAGAUGCAUACGAGAGAGCUGGGCGCAGAUAGACAUCCGGCUGAAGGAGAAGUUUGUCUUUCUGCUGGAAAAAAUCAUAGAAGAAGCCAUAAAAACGGCAGAAAAUCCAAUCAGCCAGUUUAUUGUUAAGGGCCCUGCCGCAGAGUACGACUUGCCAAUAAUGCGGGCAGUUAUCAAAAGCAGGCCAGUCUUCAGCCCAGAAGAGGCCGAGUACCUUCUAGAGUAUCUGCUAAAAACGGCAGACACAUACUUUACAAACUUCUUUAUACAGAACAUCCUUCCCCAGCUCAGAAAGGAAGGCGUUUCCCAAAAGCUUGCAGAAAAAGCAUACUCCGAGGGGAGCAAAAGAGGGCGGUCCCCCAAAAUGGCAGAGCUGCUUUACGCCAUAUACGAGUGCAGGGCAAAGUAG